UAAAGAAAUUUGAUCGACUGAAAAGAAGUAAAAAAAAAGUAAAAACGGGGAAAAAACCAAAAAGAAAAAUUCACUUAAAUUCACAUAUAUAUACCGAAAUAUCAAGUUAGAUAUACAUAGUAGAUAUGCCUGCCUAUACAUGCAUCUCUACAUGUUGUACAGAUAGCAAAGAAAAAGCAACAACAACCACAAUCACAUAUGAAAUUUAAAAAAUCUUUUUUUUUUUUCUUACGAAGAAAAAACAAAAAUUCCCAAACGUAAAAUCUUUUUUGAAUUGAGAGUAUAAAAAAAAUUUAGAAAACGGAAACGAAUGAAGAAAAAUCCUGUAUACGUCUCACAGUAGAUGGCAAGAAAACGAGUCAAGGAAAAAAUAUUGCAUUCUUACAUACAAACAGCGCGAGAACGAAAGAGCGAGAGAGAGAGAGAGAAAGAGCCAGCAAGCGAGCAGAGUAGAAUAUUGGUGCUUAUAAUCUAAAUAAAAAAAAGAAAAUAUUACGAGAUAUUCAAACAAAAAGAAGAAGAAAAAACCGAAAGAGUAUUUAUAAUAAAACAAGAAAGUUAUUAUUAUCAAUAAACCCACCAAAUAAUUAUAGUAAUACUACAAAAACAACUACAACAACAACAAGAAAACACCAACAGUAACAACAACAACAACUAUUACUACUAAUAUUACAACAAAAGGGUAAUGAAAAAAGAGAAAUUCAACAAAAACCAAAGAAUUGAAUAGCGCAUACAAAAAAACGGGCAUUCUUCAUUGCCAAUGUGAAACAUAGGAAAAAGCCCCAAAAGCAAAUUACAAUGAAAAUAAAAAUUUAAAACACAAAUCAAUUCUAAAAACAUCAAAGCCAAUGCCAAACUAAAGCAGACAAAACAACAUCCUACAAAAAUUAAUCCAACAAUUAAAACACACAACAGCAGAAAAAAAAUAUCACAACAAAUUAAAACAAAACAAAAAACAACAUCCAUAUCCUCCUUAUAGUUACUAAUACCACUACUACAACAACUACCUACUAAUACUACAACUGUUUAAAAUUAUAAUACAAAAGAGCUAACAAUAAAAAAAAUAAAAUACUUAACACAACGGAAACGGAAACAAGAAAAAUGCUUAAAUUUAAACUGCAUCGUUUUUCAGACCACAAUUAAAGAGCCGCCAGCGAGCCAAGUCAUUUGAAUCAUUCACCAACACUAACACCACCACCAUCACCACCGCCACCAACCCCCAAACAUCACCACCGUCAUAAUCAACUCGCCACCAAAGCGUAUAAACAACGUCACCACCACCACCAACAACAACAACAUUUACAACAGCAGCUAUACCAUUCACUCUUCUAGCAACAAGUUGAGAAGAAGAGGCCGGGGACCCAACAAAAAUCCAAUCCAAUUCAAUCACCGAAAAAAGCAAAACAAACAAAAACCAAGAACAUCAUCAAUAAAAAAAAAACAACAACAACAAAAGCAACCAGAUAAUUGCAAAGCAGCCAAGAGAGCGCCAUCAAAAUCCCCAUCAAUUUUUAUUGUUUUUUUCUUGGCACGAGGUUUAAAUAAAAAACAUUCAAAAUUUACAAAUUAAACAAAACGGAUGCGACACAUUUCGCACGCUCACCUUACAAAACGACAAAAAAGACAUCACCUGUCGUCGUCGUCGUCGCCUUCGCCAAAACUCGGUCUACCAUCAUCACGAUAGACAUUUCACGAAGUGUGAGUGGAUUGUGGUUGUGCACAACGACGUGAAAGCCGAACGGCCUAAAGCGUUCGUUCGAUUGAUAGAGAGAUUCAGUGUGGAGAUUGCCCCACCGUUAUUGUAUUUGGUGUGUGCGUGUGUGUGAGUGUAUUGGUAGCCGCAACGGAUAUAGCGGAAGCAGACGAAGAACAAGAAGAAGCAUCUUGCUAGAGAAGUGACGUUGAGUUACGUUGUGAAAAGGGAGAUAAACCACCGCGGCUAUACCGCGGCAGAUUAUGUCACGAGACGAUUACAAUCCUGUAACAAGUUCUGGUGUUCGUAGCCCGGGUCGUGCCAGACGACUGACGGAAUUGCCAACAGUUGAUCGUUCGCCAUCACGGGAUUACGGUGCACGUGGAAGUCCUUUAGAACAAGGAGAAGAUAGUUUGUAAAGCAACAACUACAACAACAGCAGCCAACUAAAACACUCUAUAAACCCAAGCAACGACCACCCACCCACCCACUAGCCAAGAACAUUCUCAACACACCUCUUAAGAAAUACCAAAAAACAAGAAGAAAAAAAAACAACACUCACACUCCCCAUUUACCUUAGCAUCACAACAACAACAGCAAUAGUAGAAGCAGCAACAGUAAGCUCUCUCUCCCCACCCACUACACAUAGCCUUCAUCACAUUAAACGCAGUAAUUGCUCUACGAACAUACAAAAAUUGGAGUGUUCUCUCUCUCUCACCCCCCUUUUGGGCUGUGCUGAUAAUUACCUGUGUUUGGUGUGUUCAUCGGCAACGACAGCAGCAGUAGCAGCGACGAAGGCAGCACUGGCAGAGACGGAUUCAUCUGCCAUUCUUUGUAGUCUCACUGAGUGCGUUGUGUUGUGUUGCCAACCGUGUUCCUUGGUUUUCGCAGUGUUUUUCGUUUUUUGUUCAUUUCACCUGUGACAAGUUAACAUUAAAAAAGCCUCAAACUGGAUUGCAAUUAUGCAAUGGGCAGUCCAUACUACAGAGACAUGGAUGAGCCAACCAGUCCCGCGGGGGCGGGACAUCAUCGAAGUCGGAGCGCCAGUAGACCCGUAAUGUCACAUGGUCUGGAUUAUCCAAGAGCCCCCCGCUAUCAGUCCUUGGAUAGAGGUGGCCUGGUCGAUCAUCAUGACCGUGAGUUCAUACCCAUACGUGAGCCCAGAGAUCGUUCGCGAGAUCGAUCUUUGGAAAGGGGCUUGUAUUUGGAAGAUGAACUCUACGGACGUUCGGCCAGGCAGAGUCCAAAUCCUUUGGGUUUUAAUUCGGGCAUGCCAACCACGGAUCGAGCGUAUCUGGGCGAUUUGCAACAUCAAAACACAGAUCUGCAGCGUGAAUUGGGUCAGCUGAAACGAGAACUGGAGCUGACAAAUCAAAAGCUGGGCAGCUCCAUGCAUAGCAUAAAGACUUUUUGGUCACCAGAACUGAAAAAGGAGCGAGCGUUGCGAAAAGAAGAGAGCGCCAAGUAUAGUUUGAUCAAUGACCAGCUGAAAUUGUUGAGCACGGAAAAUCAAAAACAAGCCAUGUUGGUGCGUCAAUUAGAGGAGGAACUACGUGCUCGCAUGCGUCAGCCCAACAUUGAGAUGCAGCAACAAAUCGAAGCGGUCUAUGCGGAAAAUGAUCAUUUGCAGCGUGAAAUUAGCAUUUUACGAGAGACAAUCAAAGAUUUGGAAUGUCGAGUGGAGACACAGAAACAAACUUUGAUUGCACGCGACGAAAGCAUUAAGAAGUUAUUGGAAAUGUUGCAGGCCAAAGGCAUGGCAGGCAAAGAGGAAGAACGACAAAUGUUCCAACAAAUGCAAGCCAUGGCUCAGAAACAGAUGUACGGUAAUUAUCCACCUGCCGGAAGCCCACCGUUGCCAGAUAUUAUAGGACAAUAUUACACUAGUGGUUACGGCGGCGGUGUACCGGGUGCUGCCGCCACCCUGCCAUGCUAUGAUAUGUAUGGUCCCUCGACCUCAUCUGGCUAUUUGUAUGAUCCCUCGCUUGCAGCUGGCGCUGGUUAUUAUGGACAGACUUCGCCCAUACGACGGCGUCGUUACAGUAUUGCGGGCCUGCCCUCGGCCUCGAUGAUGAACGAUUACUAUGGCUAUCAGCAGCCAUUGGGGCCACCCAUACAUCAGUCUUCCUCCUCGAAUAUAAUUAAUUUGCUCAACGAGGCUCACAAGUCCAUUUCAAGAUCAUCGCAGAUAUUGUCGCAACAGGCACGUCUUCAGCAGGCCCAACAAGCUGCCGCCCAAACGGUUACGCCUUUGUCUCACUAUCCGGGUCGUGUUAUCUCAAGUUAUCCCACGCUGCAUCCGGGCGAUACUUCGCCACCCUAUUUAAACGAUAAUCUUAUGCAAAUGUCCGCGAGUUUUUCGUCGCAGCCAAACAUGUACUUCCAGCAAUAUAGCCAGCCACCGCCUCCUCCGCCGGCCCCCUCGCAAAUGCAAUCAGUGGCCGGGGCAAUGGGUCUGACCGGUGCGUCGCGUCUCAGACCCGCGUAUUCCGUAUCGAAUCUUAACUACUUAAAUUAUCCCGGUAUUGGCGGCAGCAAACCGUAUGGUGCCGGCAGUAGUUAUCUCACUCCCAGCCAACAAUAUGCUGCUGCACAUAGUCUGUACAAUAAUCCUUCCGAGCUAACACCAUAUAAUAUACAAAAUCUGCUGCAACAACGUAAUUUAAUGUCCUCGUUACACGCUUCGAAUCCCGCCAUUUCGCAAUUGUAUCAGCAACAAGCUGCCGCCGCAGCCGCUCAAACUCCCUAUUCGGCUGCCCACCAACAGUUGUUGGCCCAAAAUAUACAACAGCAAUUUGCCGGCACACAACACUAUGCACAUCAGCUGCCAGCCAGUGCACAUCCCUCGGCAGCGCAUAUUCACGCUUCGGUGCAACAACAGCUAAAUCCCGAUCAUCAAUUCCACAUACAUCAGCAGCAGAAUCAUUUGCAAACGCAUCCCUUGGCGGCGCUGGCCAGCACAACGGCCCCCUUUCCCGCCACACUGACCAGCAGUGCAUUGCAUGAUGUCCGCAGUACGAUGGGUGCCACGACAGGACUAACCGGUUCGGCGGCCUACGAUGCGUUGUAUGGUGCGCCCACGCACCACCAUCAUACACACAUGCACCAUCCGAGCACGUUAGGACACCACCAUCAUUCAUACUCGACACCACAUCAUUCACAUCAUCAGCAUCAUAUGUCACCAUACUCGAAACUAGAUUUAGAUUAUCCAAAACUGCCACAAGAGCAUAAACGCCAAUUGGACGAAUUCCGUCUUGAAAUACAGAGGAGGGAUCAGGAAAUUUUGGCUAUGGCGGCCAAAAUGAAAACAUUGGAAGAGCAACAUCAGGACUACCAACGGCAUAUUGCGGUAUUGAAGGAGUCAUUAUGUGCCAAGGAGGAGCACUACAAUAUGCUGCAGGCUGAUGUUGAAGAGCUGCGAGCCCGCCUGGAGGAGAAGAACCGUCUGCUGGAGAAGAAGACCCAGGGCACAUUGCAGACGGUGCAGGAACGCAAUCGGCUGACCAGCGAGCUGACCGAACUCAAGGAUCACAUGGAGAUUAAAGAUCGUAAAAUAUGUGUACUCCAGCGCAAGAUUGAGAACCUUGAGGAUUUGCUUAAGGAGAAGGAUAACCAGGUGGAUAUGGCCAGGGCAAGGCUGUCGGCAAUGCAAGCUCAUCAUAGCAGUUCAGAGGGCGCUCUCACAAGUCUCGAAGAAGCCAUUGGCGACAAAGAAAAGCAAAUGGCCCAACUGCGAGAACAGCGAGAUCGUGCCGAGCAUGACAAACAAGAGGAACGCGAACUGCAUGAGCGUGAAAUUGCCGAUUACAAAAUCAAAUUGAGGGCCCUCGAAAGUGAGGUGGAGAAAUUGAAUACUCGGCUGGAAAGAGCAGUUACCGAGCGAGAGCGUUUGGAAAUCAAACUGGAGGCCUCACAAAGCGAAUUGGGCAAGUCCAAGGCGGAAUUGGAAAAGGCCACCUGUGAGAUGGGCCGCAGCAAUGCCGAUUGGGAGACAACUAAACAGCGCAUUGCCCGUCUGGAGUUGGAAAAUGAGCGACUCAAGCACGAUUUGGAACGAUCUCAGAUGCAGCUAGAAGAACAAACCACACUACAUAAAUCGGUACAAAAAUUAAUGUAUGAAUCUGGACAAAUAUCGACAACAUUUGGUCGCACAACACUAACCACUUCCCAAGAGUUGGAUCGAGCCACAGAAAGGGCCGACAAGGCGGCAGCCGAACUGAGACGUACCCAAGCCGAGCUGAGAGUCACUCAGUCGGAUGCUGAGAGGGCACGCGAAGAGGCUGCAGCCCUGCAGGAGAAACUCGAAAAGAGCCAAGGUGAAGUGUAUAGACUGAAAGCGAAACUAGAAAAUGCCCAAGGCGAACAGGAGAGUUUGCGUCAAGAACUAGAAAAGGUCCAAGGUGGCAUUUCCCGCAUACAUGCCGAUCGCGAUAGAGCCUUCUCCGAAGUGGACAAGAUGAAGGAAGAAAUGGAACGUACCCAGGCUACCUUAGGCAAAGCACAAUUGCAACAAGAAAAACUCCAGAAUGCAUUGGACAAGGCACAAAAUGAAGUCGAUCACUUGCAAGAGAAACUGGACAAGUCCAAUACAGAGUGCCGUCGCCUCACCUUGGAGAAGGAGAAAUAUACAUAUGACUAUGACAGUUUACAAUCACAAUUGGAUAAGGCUCUGGGUCAAGCAGCCCGUAUGCAGAAGGAACGCGAAACCCUAACAUUGGACACAGAUCGAAUACGCGAAAAAUUGGAAAAGACGCAGAUGCAACUUGCCCGUGUCCAAAAAGAACGCGAUCAAUUCUCUGAUGAAUUGGAGACACUUAAAGAACGCUCCGAAUCCUCGCAGACCCUGCUACAGAAGGCAGCACGCGAUCGGGAGGCCAUGCAAACCGAUUUGGAGGUCCUCAAAGAACGCUAUGAAAAAUCGCAUAUUAUACAGCAGAAAUUACAGAUGGAGCGUGACGAUGCUGUGACCGAGGUUGAAAUUCUCAAGGAGAAACUGGACAAGGCCCUGUAUGCCAGCCAGAAGUUGAUUGAUGAGAAGGAUACCUCGAACAAAGAGUUCGAAAAGAUGUUGGAGAAAUACGAUCGAGCCCAAAAUGAGAUUUACCGCCUGCAAUCACGCUGUGAUACCGCCGAGGCCGAUCGGGCCCGCUUGGAAGUUGAGGCCGAACGUUCCUCGCUGGCUGCCUCGAAAGCCCGCGAGGAUCUGCGUAAAUUGCAAGAUGAAAGUACUCGACUGCAGGAGGCCUGCGAUAGGGCCGCCUUACAGCUCAGUCGAGCCAAAGAGGCCGAGGAUAAUGCUCGUGCCGAACUCGAACACCACCGUGAACGUUAUGACAAAAUUCAAACCGAUCUUCGCCGAACGCAAGGCGAAAAAGAACAUUUGCAGUCUGAGUUGGAGAGAGUGGCAUACGAGUUGGAGAGAGCCCAUGCUGCCCAGAGCAAAGCUAGUGCCAGCGUGGAGGCAGCCAAGGAGGAGGCUGCCCACUAUGCUGUGGAAAUGGAGAAGAUGCGCGAUCGUUAUGAGAAGAGCCAGUCCGAACUUAGAAAGUUGCAGGAUACCGAAACAUUUGGUCGUGAGACCCGCCGCCUUAAGGAGGAAAAUGAACGUUUGCGCGAAAAAUUGGACAAAACGCUCAUGGAACUCGAAACGAUCCGUGGCAAAUCGCAAUACGAAUCAGAAUCAUUUGAGAAAUACCGCGACAAAUACGAGAAGAUCGAGAAUGAGAUUCAAAAUAUGGAGUCUAAGUUGCACGAGACUUCAUUGCAGCUUGAACUGUCGAAGGGAGAAGUCGCCAAAUUGUUGGCCAGUCAGGAGAAACAACGCACUGAGUUGGAGAGAGCCCACAUCGAACGCGAAAAGGCCCGAGACAAGCACGAGAAGCUAUUGAAGGAGGUAGAACGUUUGAGAUUACAACAAUCUUCAGCCAUCAGCCCGGCUGAGUCAGUGCGAGCUUCGGUAACAGCAGGAGAGCGUACAGAAAUAGAUAGGUUAAGGGAUAGGUUAGAGAAAGCUUUACAAUCUCGUGAUGCUACCGAAUUGGAAGCCGGAAGACUGGCUAAAGAAUUGGAGAAAGCUCAAAUGCAUUUGGCUAAACAACAGGAAGCAAAUGAAUCUACACGCAUUGAAUUCGAGCGCAUGUCUGCUGAAUUGGGUCGUCUGCACGAUCGCCUCGAGAAAGCAGAAGCCGAGAAGGAGGCUCUCAGACAAACCGCGCGCACUGGUGUGGCGGACAAACCUCAUCCACAACUCGAAAAGCACAUGCAACAAUUGGAGGCCGACGUCAAACAGCUGACAAUCGAACGGGAGCAAUUAGUGCAUCAAUUGGAGAAGAGCCAAGAGAUCCUAAUGAACUUCCAAAAGGAACUGCAAAACGCCGAAACAGAACUGCAAAAAGCCCGCGAAGAAAAUCGUAAACUGCGCAAUGGCCAUGCCGCAACGCCGUCAGCGCCAGUCGCCGCAGCAUCGGCGGCCGAAAUACAGGCCAUGCAAAAGGAAAUUGCAACGCUGCAACAGAAACUCCAAGAAUCCGAAAAAGCUUUACAGAAUGCCGGCACUGCAGCAGCAGCAGCGGCGCAGGGUGGCGCCAGUCGCGAGGAAAUCGAACAAUGGCGCAAGGUUAUCGAAACCGAAAAGGCCAAGGCCGAUAUGGCCGACAAGGCGGCACAGGAAAUGCAUAAACGCAUCCAAAUGAUGGAUCAGCACAUUAAGGAACAACAUGCUCAAAUGCAGAAAAUGCAACAACAGCUGAUACAAUCACAACAACAAAUACAGCAGCAACAGCAACAACUACAGCAGCAGCAACAACAACAACCAGCAGCUGGUGCUGCCGCCGCCGCCGCCGCAAACACCGAGGAAAUCAACAAAGAACUGGAGAAAAUCAAGGCUGAGUUGCAAGCAGCGACCACACAAAGGGAUCAAUUCCAACAGCAACUGGAAGUAUUGGUGGAGGAAAUGCAGAAGAGUCAGGUCGAAAAACAAGAACUGGCGAAACAGCUGCAAGCUGCCCAACAACAAAUCCAGCAACUGCAACAACAAUUGCAACAAGCCGCUCAAGCCGGAGGUGCAAAUGCUGGAGCCACCGAAGCGCAACGUCAACAACUCGAACAACAACAGAAACAACUGGAAGAAGUGCGUAAACAAAUCGAUAAUCAGGCCAAGGCGGUCGAAAGUGAACGUAAAAUCAUUGAAGAGCAAAGGAAACAGAUCGAAGCCAAACGUAAGGAUAUCGAAGAGAAGGAAAAGAAAAUGGUCGAAUUCGAUGUUCAGUUGCGCAAACGGAAAGAACAAAUGGAUCAAUUGGAGAAACAAAUACAAGCUCAAGGUGGUGGCGCUGCAGCAGCGGGAGAACUCAACAAAAAACUCAUGGACACUCAGAGACAAUUGGAAGCUUGCGUCAAGGAAUUACAAAACACCAAGGAAGAGCAUCAAAAGGCCGCAACGGAAACGGAACGAUUACUCAAAUUGGUACAAAUGUCUCAAGAAGAACAGAAUGCAAAGGAAAAGACAAUUAUGGACUUGCAACAAGCCUUAAAGAUAGCCCAAGCAAAAGUCAAACAAGCACAAACACAGCAACAACAAGAUGCUGGACCAGCUGGAUUCUUAAAGAGCUUUUUCUAAACAUAUACAUAGUUAUAAACAAUUACUCAUAUAAAAUUACUCUUCUACACUAAUCUACGACACUACAGUUUACAGUUUCUAUACUUAUAUUUGUACAUUUAUUAAUGUUCUUUGCUUUCUUCGAAAAUACAACCAACAAACAAACAAAAAAUAAUCAACAACAAACAAAAAAAAGGGAAAACCCAAAAAAAUCAACAAAAAAUAUAUCAUUGAAUCUUCAGUAUUUUUGCCACAUAUUCUCUCUCUCUCCCUCUAUCUCUAUCUCUCUCCAAAAAUGAAAAGACAAGACAACCAACCAACAACCAAAACCAACUCUCUCAACAAAACUUAAAUUCGAAUAUUUUUUCUACUCGAUAUUUAUACAUACAAAUUAACAACAACAACAACUGCUGAUUGCUUUCAAAUUUAUAAUUAAGUUAAAAUUAAUAACAAAAAAACGUAAGUUGGAAAUCUUUGAAUCUUAUUUCCUGUUGAGUUUCAAAAAUUUCAAGCCCACAGAAUUGGAUUAAAUUAUUGAUAGUAACAAAAAAAAAAACAAAACUAGAAAAUAUAAUGAAAAAAAAAUUGGUUUAACUAUAAAACAAAUUAAGAUUUAUAUAUAUACAUAAUAAAACAAAUACAAAUAUAUAUAUAUAUAUAUAUAUACAUAUAAACAUAAUGUGAUGUCAUCAUAAAAUUAAAAAAUAAACAAAAAUUAAAAACCAUAGUUUACUAUAUUUGUCAAAUAAACAGAGAAACAAAUCAUAUGGAUGAAUAAGAAAAUUAGUAAAGAGCAAACAUAUACAUAUAUAUUUAUAAACAAAUAAAUAUACGAGUAUAUAUGUAAUAAUUGAAGAAAAACUUAUACAGCAUUACCAAAACCCCCAUUAAUACCCCCAAUGACCCCCCAGAAAUACAUAUUCACUUUGAAAAAGGCAAACAAAAAAAAUAACAAACCAAAAAUGUUAGUAGUUAAUAUUAAAUAAAAUUACCGAAAUCCCCCUAACCCACAAAAAAACAAAACAAAAGAAAACAAAUAACAACAAAUCAUAACCUUAUUAUUAACAAUAAUUAACAUAUAGAAAACCCCGCCCUCCCCCCACAAAUUUGUUAUAGUUAGUAAAUUUAUUUAAGUGAGAUAAAGUUAAAUAUUAUUAAACAACUAAAAUAAAAACAAAUAAUAUUAUAUUAUAAAAUUAAUUGUAUAUAUUAGUAAAUAAAACAAUAAAAUUAAUAUACGAUGAGAUUAAUUAGAACAAAAGAAAAAGAUCCAAUGCGGCAGUAAAAACAUGAAAUAACAACACACACAGUAAAUACCGAACAAACAUUAACGUAGACAUAUUUAAAAUUUAACCAACAAUAUUAAUCGAAAAUAAAAGAACUUGUCCUCAUAUGUUUCAGAUUACAAAAUUCCACACACAUGUAAAUACAAUUCAGAAAUUGGAAGGAGAGCUAUGCGAACAGCAGGAUUCACUAAUAGAAGAUUGCGUCACUUGUUGAAAACAAUGUCAAAUGUGCCGCUUGAAGAAGUGACGAGAAUUGAGAAAAUUUCAAAAAAUUUCUCUCAAUCAAUCUUAUUUAGUGAGUCCUGGCAAAUAACCAUUAAGAAGGCAUGCAGUGUUUUGGGAAUUUUACGUUUAUAUGAAAGCUAAGUGUAAUUUUUUUCAGUUUCCAACUAUAAUAUAUAUAGGCUCUCUUAAUAUAAUGACUACUUGACAAUUUAUUUACUAACAAAAAUGUAUCAAUAUUAGCAGGGAGUCGUCGAACCUCGAUUAUCCGCCAUUCUCGGGUCCAGAGCCAUCACACAUAACGAUUUUCCCGGAUGACAUUUUUUUCCAUCUUCACCGCAUGUUUUUAAGUAAAAAUUAUGUACUGUGCUGUUUUUUAAUAUUCAUCUCUGAAGCUGAAUCUACUAUCGUCUGGCGGAAUUUCUAGGUUGAUAUCAUUGAUAAUAUUAAGAAAAUACUUUAGGACUAGGAAAAAUUUUGUUGCUAAUGACGAUGGAUAAUGCUAGAACUCUUUCCUUUCUUCAGUCUUCGAAUAUAUAUAAUGAAAAAUGGUUAUUCUCGAAAAGUAUUUUCGGUAUUUUCGAUGUUCAAAAAGUAGCAAAAUAUGUACCAAAGUAUCAAAAUUAUCAUCCCUGGUUUGAAGGCUUUGGAGCAACUUAAAAUCUGGUUUCGUCAUCUGUCUUUAGAAUCUUUUUCGGUCUUUAGACUAUGUAAUUUUUUGGUAAUUGAUACCAAAACGGUUGAUUUAGACCACGAGAAUGUUAUUAGAAAGGAGAGAUUGUUUCUAUGACUUCUGAAGAAAAGAAAUUGCCAGCUUUUCAGACAAAUCGAGACACUGAUAUCUCACCCCUGGUGGUGAUUGGUUUAAGAUCAUCCUCAUUAAUGCAAAUGCAAAUUUUGCUCAUGAACAUUCCACUAAGGAAUGUUCAUCCUCAUUAAUGCAAAUACAAAUUUUGCUCAUGAACAUUCCACUAAGGAACAGGGGCAAACUCAUUAAUAUCAUUGUGAAAAAUAUUCGUUAGCCUGACCGGUCUACAGUUUCAUAGCUCAGCAAUUGUAGGUUGAACACAAGCAUUAGGACUAUGUGAAAUCUACGUAAGCCAAUCACCAUUUACCACUUCACGGACAGUUGCUUUUUUUCUGAGCAAUAUCUUCUGAAACAAUCCCUGUUCUCCAAUCCAUAAUCUCAUUGUGUUUGCUAUAUUCCUCUGCAAUAUUCCAUCUAGCUUUGUUUCUAUAUUUAAAAUCAACAACUCAUGAAAGCUGCAUAUUUUCUAUGUACUCCAUGCUCCGAGUGUUUAAUCAUAUUUUUUUGGAGCAUGUAAUCAUUACUCCGAAAUUCAGUAAUGAUUUUUGUCCUAUUUCAAUUCUUUCAUAUCUUUCAAAGGUAUUCCGUUUAUCAUCUUAAUCUUUGCAUGAAACUACGGAUUUUAUCAUGUUUUCUUCCACAUCUUCUAACCUUAUUACAUCUUAAGUAACCCUUUCCAAACCGUUUGCGUAGGUUAUAUGAGAUAUGUGGCCAUUAUUGUUUUCAUUAAACGCUAAGGAUCUACCACUUCGAAUUUAAUCAAGCAUAACGACCACAAAAACGGUAUAAGUAGAGAUUAUUUCAAUGAGUUCUUAAAGAAAGAUUAAUAAUAUUCUAAAGCGAAGAUUUUAUAUUUGUCAAUUAUAACUUAUGUUUUUUAGUCUAAAGCGAAUAUCAGGAUUUUUUUUUUUUAUUUUCUUCUUGGGGCGAAAUUGUAAAGAAGUAAAAAAAAAAUGUUAUUUUCUGAAUCUUCCACACAUGAAAGUAGAAAUGUGGUAUCAGAUGAAGACCACUCAGAAAAUAAUCACCGCAAAAAAACUCAACAACUGUAUUUGUAUGUGAAAAGCGUUGGUGCUCAACAAUUUUAUUAAUUGAACUAAUGAUUUUAGUUGUUGAAAUGUGUUUGCUAAUUCUUGACAGACAAAACUUUGAAAUUUUAACGAUAUCCACUAAUUUUUUUUUUUUGAGCUAGUUGUUGGUAGUCUCCUAAUUGGGACCACCUCAUUAUAAAUUUGUACAAGAAAGCUACCUGCUGUUGGACAGAAAGAAGCGUUCAUCUCAAUUAACUUGUCAUAUUUUAUCAUUCAAGAUUGCAUAAUCCAAAUUUUUAAAAUCUCGCUAGAAAAACGUCUCCUUAGUUUUAUGUACGGUAAAGUCAUAUGCAAGGAAAAUAAGAUCGUGUUUUUAAAAACAUGGAACAAAUGUUUGAUCAUUUAACUGUGUGGAAUAUUUGUAUUGUUAAUAAGAAAUAAAUCUAAAAUUUUGUUGACAGUUGAAGGGGAAUGCUUCGGAUUCUUCUGAUUAGCAGCAGUAAGGUUCAAAGUUAAAUUAUCCAUGGUUAAUGGAGAAUCAACCAGGAUAUUGCAGUUGAAGUCUCCUGAAAUAACAACGUCAUUAUAACCCAAAGUUGCGCAUUCCAAGACAUCAUAAAGUCUUCACUUGUUGAUAGAACUGUUGAAGGGAAAUGUUUAGGAUUCUUCUGAUUAGCAGCAGUAAGGUUCGAAGAUAACUUAGCCCUGGUUAAUGAAGAAUCAACCAGGAUAUUGCAGUUGAAGUCUCAUGAAAUAACAACGUCAUUAUAACCCAAAGUUACACAUUUCAAGAUACCAUAAAGUUGUAGUAAUUAAAAGUCUUCACUGGUUGAUAUAAGAGAAGUUUUUAGCUGUUUCUUUAAGGAACAUUUAAGGAAACUACAACAGAUUUCUAAUUUAUGAAAAUAAAAUAUAAUUAACUUUUUAACAUGAGGCGAAAAUUUUUUCAAAUUAGCUUAUCAUUAAAAAAAUUUUUUGGUUCAAAUAUUAUGAGUUAACAUAUAAAUAACCUCUUGAUUCUUCUCUGGCAUUUAUCAGAAUUACAAUACCUUAAAAAAUUUCAAUUAAUUGAGCUUCUAUAAAAAUCUUCAAAGAUUUUGAAUUUUCAUAUUACUUUUUCCAUGGAUUAACCCAAGCACUGAAUGCCUUUAUUGCAGCAACCUCCGAAAAUUCCAAUCAUAAAAAUUAGAACAUUUUUCAAAACCAAAUUCACUAAUAACAUUCCGUUGUAAUAUUAAUAAAAUAGUUCUCUGCCAAUGCUUUUUAUCAUAUUUUAUUUAACAUUGUUAUAGUUUGUACGAAUUAGUUCCAUAAAUAAAACUUUUGUUUUUGCAAAACAAUUAAAAAACAUAAUCAAUAUGAAAUAAAAGUAAUGCUAAACUCUUGUAUUGUAUCCAAAACAAAUUGUAAGUAGUUAUAUAACUAUUGAAGAAAAAAAAACUAAAACAAAGCAACAUAUAACAUGCAUAUAUAAUAAUUAAUUAAAAUACAUUAAAUUAUUAUUAUAAACCCAGCAUACAUAACAUAGAUACUAUUAACACAGACACAAACAUUCACACACACACACCCCCUCCUAUCUACUAAAUUCAAAAAGGACAUGCAACAAUUUCAAAUAACAACAACAACAAAAAUAAUUAAUCAACAAGAAAAAGAAGUUCCAUAAGGAUAAUACAUUAUUUCAGCACUAGGACAAAUUAUGUACAUUUAUCAGUUUGUUUUUCAGUCACAGACCACACACAGUUUCAAGUGAAACCAAAAACAAGACGAAAAGCUAUAACACAAUUUAUUUAGAAAACUAUAACUUACUGUUACUUUGGGUUUAGAACAAACAAAGCAAAAUACUAAACAUGAUGCAAAAUAACAUAAAGCAAACAAAAAUUUGAAUAAAUUUUUUUUUGUAAAUUUUAAGACAUCACUGCCAUGUUAAAGGAAGUAUAAAAAAUAACAAAAAACACAACAACUACAAAAAAUAUCCGCAAGAAAACAAAACAAAUUAAGAACUUAAUGUAUUCAUUUUUACUGUCUCAGUUUCACUUUAUAAUACUAACUAUAUUAAUAAAUAAAUGAAUAAAAUACAAAAAGCAAUUCGAAAUAAACAAGAUAAACACAAAUCUAAA
Molecule: messenger RNA, 14754 nt
Organism: Stomoxys calcitrans (stable fly)
Lineage: Eukaryota; Metazoa; Arthropoda; Insecta; Diptera; Muscidae
Gene: brp
Product: ELKS/Rab6-interacting/CAST family member 1
Exons: 24
Coding region: 2661-9311 (2216 amino acids)
Biological process (GO): maintenance of presynaptic active zone structure; regulation of synaptic plasticity; neuromuscular synaptic transmission
Cellular component (GO): cytoskeleton of presynaptic active zone
Molecular function (GO): structural constituent of presynaptic active zone
Source: RefSeq, a predicted model, not a curated record